CGCAGGUCCCGGGCGGCCGCCAUGGCGGCGCUGGCGGCGGCGCUGCGGGCCUGGGCGCGGGCGGUGGCGGGGCAGGACGCGGCCUGGCGGGCGGCCCUGGCGGCCUGGGCGCCGCUGCUGGGCUCGCUGGCCGGGCUGGCGGCGCAGAUGCGGGCAGCGCAGCGGGUCGGCUGGGACCGGUCGGCGCUGGGCGCCUUCGCGGAGCUGCGGGAGCGGCUGCGGCGGAAGCAGCGCGGCGCGGCCGAGGCGCUGCUGGAGGAGCUGGGCGGGCGGCGGGCGGAGCUGCGGGCCGUGCGGGACGCGGUGGGGGCCGGCGCGGCCGCGGUCUGGCGGCUGUACGAGGAGCGGGCGGCGGAGCUGGGGCUGGCGGGGGCCCUGCGGCGCGGGCCGCGCUGCCCCUCGCUGGCCGAGGCGCUGGAGGGGCUGCAGGACGUGGAGCGCUACUACCGGCACCUGUACCUGGAGAGCGACCUGCUCCUUCGCCGUGUCAGCUGUGACCGCCUGGCCGAGAUGGAAGCCCUCCCGCAGACCUGGGAGAGGAUUUUGGAGCGCUACAGGGACGAUGCAGUUGAAGACGCACUUCUGAAGAUCUCUCUGUUUGUGGACAACCAGCAGGAGCUGUGCUGCUCGCCAGGCUCCUGACAGGGCAGGAGGCCCUGACCCUGACCAGCUUCCCUGAGUGCCUGGUGUGUUCCCAGGUGGCCACGGAGGAGGAUGCACUGAGGAAGCUUUUGGGAGCUGC
Messenger RNA from Apus apus (common swift), 742 nucleotides. RefSeq names its product chromosome 21 C1orf109 homolog (gene AIRIM). Bases 22 to 642 code for a protein of 206 amino acids. The record is from RefSeq and is a predicted model, not a curated record. The transcript is spliced from 4 exons. Lineage: Eukaryota; Metazoa; Chordata; Aves; Apodiformes; Apodidae. Gene Ontology annotation, cellular component: nucleus; cytoplasm.